AUGGCAGAUCAGCGACAAGAUAGCCAGUUACUACUACAACCGCCCGAACCACUUAGCCACGAGAAAUCUAGGCCACCAGGUGUGGGUAUCUCAGACUAUACCUCUCUGAACUCCUUAGAGAGCGUCGAGUCGUCUCUCGUGCAGCCGUCAAGCAUCACCAAAGCUCCGAGUAUGCAAUCUUUCAUGAGUAGUGACACGUCUUCACCUCGACGAUCCGAAUAUUUCCUCAAAUCCGAUGCAUUUUCUGCCGCCACCAAGUUAGAAGUCAAACGACUAGCUGGAGAAAAUUGCUGGGCGUGUGGGAGAGGACUCGCAGCUGGAAAUGCGGUCCCUCUAUGCCCUCUAUGCCAUGAUCAGUUUGACUUGGCUACCGACCCAGGCUUCCUCUUUAUACCUACAGAUCUUCAAUACUUCAUCCAAUUCGAGCUCAAGGACAGGGAGCGCAGAAGAGCAGAUAUGGAGCAAGGGGUCAUCUCGAAACGAGAAAUUCCAACUAGGGACAUGUACAGGGCUCAUCAAGUGAAACAAGGAAUAAUUUCGGCUGACUCUGUAGGAGGGCUGUACCUCCCAAUUUUUCUGAAGCAUUAUUUCCAUUGUAAUCGACUCCCAUUUGAUGUUUUGCCGUAUUUCUCCCGACCGAGACAGUGGCAUGGAGCUCCCUUGGCCACUUUCCGUACGGCUUUUCUGGUCCUUGGAAGUGCACGUCUAAACGUUCUAAGCCGUCAAACGCGCCUGGAAUUACAGCAGCUGCGCGACUUGUACUUCCUCACCGAGGAGGAAGGUUCGCCAAGCAUGGUUCCUGGUUCUAUACCGACACCAAGACCUCAAGCUGACGACCAAGAAAGGAAGCGAUCACCCGAUGACGAUACGCGAGAUGACACAGGCUCAAUAAAACCAAAGCCUACAGCAAGAGGAGAUGCAGCACCUGAAAAGGGCGACAGGAGUGGGGAGGCAGGCACACAUCGACAAUGUCCUGCCACAAUCAGAGAUUCUUCCCUCGACUGGGCCUUGGGGCCAGACAUUCCUACAGAAGAAGCUGUACGCCGAUACGCACCAGUGUUAGCUCGCUCAAGUCUAUCAUCUACCUUGGAGGGUGCUAAUAUUACCUAA
Histoplasma mississippiense is the source of this 1110-nucleotide messenger RNA. RefSeq lists its product with no specific name. The coding region runs from base 1 to 1110 and encodes 369 amino acids. The record is from RefSeq and is a predicted model, not a curated record. NCBI's taxonomy places the organism in Eukaryota, Fungi, Ascomycota, Eurotiomycetes, Onygenales, Ajellomycetaceae. The transcript has 2 exons.